Molecule: messenger RNA, 1205 nt
Organism: Glycine soja
Lineage: Eukaryota; Viridiplantae; Streptophyta; Magnoliopsida; Fabales; Fabaceae
Product: repetitive proline-rich cell wall protein 1-like
Exons: 1
Coding region: 22-960 (312 amino acids)
Source: RefSeq, a predicted model, not a curated record
CACCAGCUAGCAACUAAAAACAUGAGGAACAUGGCUUCCUUAAGCUCCUUAUUAGUGCUGCUCCUUGCAGCUCUCAUUCUCUCCCCUCAAGUUCUUGCCGAUGACAGCAAGUUCCCAGGAGAGGAACAACCAGUUUACAAGUUCCCACUUGAUGAGAAGAUACCUGACUACAAACCCUCGUCUUAUAAUCCACCUGAUUACAAAUCACCAUCUUACAAUCCACCAGGUUACAAGUCACCAUCUUACAAGCCACCUUCCUACAAUCCACCAGUUUAUAAAGCACCAUCUUAUAAUUCACCAGAUUACAAGUCACCUUCUUAUAAUCCACCAAGUUACAAACCACCAGUUUACAACCCACCUUCCUACAAUCCACCAAGUUACAAAACACCAUCUUAUAAUCCACCAGUUUACAAGUCACCUUCCUACAAUCCACCAGGUUACAAAGCACCAUCUUAUAAUCCACCAGCUUACGAGUCACCUUCCUAUAAUCCACCAGGUUACAAAGCACCAUCUUAUAAUCCACCAGCUUACAAGUCACCUUCAUACAAUCCACCAGGUUACAAAGCACCAACUUAUAAUCCACCAGCUUACAAGUCCCCUUCCUAUAAUCCACCAGUUUACAAGCCACCUUCCUACAAUCCACCAGGUUACAAAGCACCAUCUUAUAAUCCACCAUCUUACAAGUCACCUUCCUAUAAUCCACCAGUUUAUAAAGCACCAGUUUACAAGUCACCUUCCUACAAUCCACCAGGUUACAAAGCACCAUCUUAUAAUCCACCAGUUUAUAAGCCACCUUCCUAUAAUUCACCUGAUUACAAGCCACCUUCCUACAAUCCACCAGUUUACAAGUCACCUUCUUAUAAUUCACCAGAUUACAAAACACCUGAUUACAAGCCACCUUCCUACAAUCCACCAUAUGGGAAGUCACCUUACCCAAAGUACCCUCCAGGAUCCAAUUGAAGACACCUAGUAAGUUAAGGGGUGUAUUAAGUAUAUGCUAAAUAAGAGGUGUAUCAACAACGAUCGCCAUGCUCAUCAACAUGUAGUUUAGUUUACAAUUAUGGCAAGGUUAAUUACACCUGGCUUCUUCGUUUUGAUCGUUUGUGCUAUGGCCAAGAUAAAAGUGUCAUGAAUGUAUGAAUGUAAACGAAGAAAAUAAAAUGGUAUUUUGCACUCCUAAUUAUGAAAAAGAAUGGUAUUUUAUU